Molecule: messenger RNA, 765 nt
Organism: Microthlaspi erraticum
Lineage: Eukaryota; Viridiplantae; Streptophyta; Magnoliopsida; Brassicales; Brassicaceae
Source: the annotation of a GenBank genome assembly
AUGUGUGCAUUAGUCCCUCCACUGGUCCCAAACUUUGGGUGGCCAUCAACGGGAGAGUACGAGAGCUACUACCUCGCCGGAGAGAGCCUCAACAACGGCACGUUUCUUGACUUUCCGUUAACGGAGACUUAUGGAGUGGCUCAUCAUCAGGAUAGUUUGGGGCUUUCUGUUUCGUCAGAGGGAAAUGGAAUAGACAACAAUCCGGUUGUGAUCAAGAAGCUCAAUCACAAUGCAAGCGAGCGUGACCGUCGCAAGAAAAUUAAUUCCAUGUUCUCAUCUCUCCGUUCAUGUCUUCCAGCCUCAGACCAAUCAAAGAAGCUAAGUAUUCCUCAGACGGUUUCAAGGAGCUUGAAGUACAUACCGGAGCUGCAAGAAGAAGUGAAGAAGCUAAUAAAAAAGAAGGAAGAACUCUUGGUGCGAGCAUCGGGUCAAAGAGACAUUGAGCAUAACGUUAAGCCGCAACCAAAGGCGGUCGCGAGUUAUGUCUCCACUGUUUCUGCGACUAGGCUUGGAGACAACGAAGUGAUGGUCCAAAUCUCAUCGUCCAAGAUUCAUAACUUUUCGAUAUCUAAUGUGCUAAGUGGGUUAGAAGAAGAUGGGUUUGUUCUUGUGGAUGUUUCAUCUUCAAGGUCUCACGGAGAAAGGCUUUUCUACACUUUGCAUCUUCAAAUGGACAAGGUUGAUGAUAAUUACAAGAUGAGUUGCGCAGAGAUAAGUCAGAGGAUGUUGUACUUGUAUGAGGAAUGUAGAAACUCGUUUAGAUGA